AUGCAGCCAAUACUUUUUAGCUUUAUUUUAAAUCAUUUCUUGAACGCGAAUAUUAAUGCGGUUGUAUUUUUCAAUUGUUGGAGUGCGCAGGCUCAACGCUAUCUUUCGCACUUGACCAGCCAGAGGUUAUGGUACACACGAUUUGUAAAUAUCGAAUCAAUCGACUUGUCAGUUGACUUUGAAUAUCAAUAUUUGCUGCAUAAUCGUCAAAUUUUGGGGGCAUUUCUUGAUGUGAACUGCAAUAAAUCGGAAGAAGUAAUGAACACACUCAGCCGUUGGCACCUCUACAAGGAGCACUACAAUUGGCUGCUUUACGAUCGUUCAGAUGAUAUGCACAAACUGCAAUGCCUUUUCACGAAUGCCAAUCUCUCCGUAGAUGCACAGCUCACCUAUGCCACCCUGAGGUCACCACUCCAUGACACACCGCCCCACACAAAUGUAUCCUUCUAUACAACGUAUGAUGUCUACAAUAAUGGACGCCUUCUGGGUGGCAAACUGAAUGUGACCAUUGAUCGCGAGUAUCAAUGCAAUUGGAAAGUUUGCCAUGUAAGCCGUUACCUCUCCGAACUGCAUUUGAGACACAAAUAUGGCAAUCGGGAUAAGCUGCACGACAUAACUAUGCGCGUAUCCACUGUGAUCACUAACCGACCGCUUAGCUGGCCUGUGCCUUUAUUAUUGGCGUACCUUUCCUCAGAGAACAACACUGAAAUUGAUCCAAUAUCUCGUUUCGGGUAUCAAGUACUGUUAAUUUUCAAGGAUAGCUUCGGUUGUAACAUGAAUCUCACCUUUUAUGAUCGCUGGAGCACCAAUGAGACGCAUGGUGGCACUGUAGGUGACAUUGUCACUCAGGCCGCUGACUUUACAUCCACUCCCUUUCUCGCUACUGCCUCUCGUCUCAAGCAUCUUUCGGUUAUCGCCGAAACUGGCGCUUUUCGCUCGCUCUGUCUCUUUCGUACGCCGCGCAGCGGCAGCAUGCGAGGUGAUGCCUUUCUACAACCAUUCAACAGCUCUGUUUGGCUUGUUUUCAGUAUUCUCUUGGCGAUUCUCGCGAUUUUUCUUUGGCGUGCUUUCGCUGUGGAAAUGCGCAACUUUAGACGUCGUUUGCCCUAUGAGCCUUCUCUGCUUGCCACCUUCCUAUUGGCCUUCGGCUCGGCUUGUUAUCAGGGUAGCAAUAUUGUACCAUUUUCGAUGGGUGGACGUAUGGCCUAUUUUACACUAUACUUUGCUACCUUCAUAAUGUAUAACUAUUAUACAUCAAUUUUGCUUUCAACGCUGCUGGGCACACCGGUGAAGUCAGACAUUAGAACGUUGGGUCAGUUGGCUGAUAGUUCCCUGGAGGUUGGACUACAACCAUUGCCUUACACUUAUGUGUACUUGAAUGCAUCUCAACUACCCGAAGUACGUCGAUUUGUGCAUCGUAAAAUUGAGGCAAAGCGACAUCCCGAAAAUGUUUGGAUGCCCAUGGAAGAGGGUGUUUUACGUGUGCGUGAUGAACCCGGUUUUGUUUUCGUUCUUGAAACAUCGCAGGGUUAUUCAUUUUUGGAACGAAACUUCUUACCCCACGAGAUUUGUGAUCUAAACGAGGUUAUGUUGCGUCCAGACAAAAGUCUAUACACCCAAUUGCACAAAAACUCAACCUACAAGGAGUUGACACGCUUGAGAGCCGUUCGCAUUAUAGAGACAGGCGUUUGGCGCAAACAUCGUCGCUAUUGGGCUAAGGACAAACUCAAUUGUGUACCCAGCAAUUAUCUCUUUGCUGUUGGCAUGGAGUACACGGCACCGCUAUUUCUGAUGUUACUUUUCUCAUUUGUUUUGUGUUUACUGCUUUUGGGAGUGGAGCUGCUCAUUGAACGUCUGCUGGAACACCGGUGUCGCCAUGUCACAGAGAUUUGGAGGAGUAUUUUGGCGGAGGACGUAAUGUCUAAUUGA
Molecule: messenger RNA, 1929 nt
Organism: Anastrepha obliqua
Lineage: Eukaryota; Metazoa; Arthropoda; Insecta; Diptera; Tephritidae
Product: ionotropic receptor 75a-like
Exons: 7
Coding region: 1-1929 (642 amino acids)
Cellular component (GO): membrane
Molecular function (GO): ligand-gated monoatomic ion channel activity
Source: RefSeq, a predicted model, not a curated record